Spinacia oleracea (spinach) is the source of this 2263-nucleotide messenger RNA. RefSeq names its product polyphenol oxidase I, chloroplastic-like. The transcript has a single exon. The record is from RefSeq and is a predicted model, not a curated record. Bases 1 to 1740 code for a protein of 579 amino acids. Gene Ontology annotation, biological process: pigment biosynthetic process. Gene Ontology annotation, molecular function: catechol oxidase activity. Lineage: Eukaryota; Viridiplantae; Streptophyta; Magnoliopsida; Caryophyllales; Amaranthaceae.
AUGGCGGCCUUUUCGUACUCUUCUACCAUUUUCCUACUCAACCCAAAACCCUUGUUUUUCAAAACAUCAGCACCCCCUAUUGUUCGAAAUCGCAAUCGAACAAACGGCUUUGCGUCGAAAAUAUCAUGCAAAUUGGGCAAAGAUGAUGAUUCUCAUAGCCGUACAACAAGCAAUAUUAGUAUUGAUGAAAAUAGUUUGACAUUGAAUAGAAGAAAUAUUCUAGUCGGGUUAGGAAGCCUAUGUGGAGCUACUACAACCACACUUCCUAGUCGUGCAGACCCUAUUGCGAUUGAUGUCACUAGUUGUGUGUUGAAGGACGAUACGGGUCUCCUAUGUUGCCCUCCGAUGCCAAGAAACAUAGUCGAUUUUAAGCCUACCGACAACCAAAUGUUAAGGCUUCGUCCUGCUGCUCAUUUAGUGGAUAACAAAUACAUAGACAAGUAUUCCAAGGCUAUACAAUUGAUGAAGAACCUCCCUGAUGAUGAUCCACGUAGUUUCACUCAGCAAGCCAAUGUGCAUUGUGCAUAUUGUGAUGAAGGAAAUUAUCAUCAAUUAGGGUUUCCAAAGUUUGAUUUUCUAGUGCACGAGUCUUGGUUAUUUUUCCCUUUUCAUAGAUGUUAUCUCUACUUGUUUGAAAAGAUUUUAGGAAAACUAAUUGAUGAUCCGUCUUUCGCUUUGCCUUUUUGGAAUUGGGAUAACCCUGAUGGCAUGUAUAUUCCUUCUAUGUAUACCAACCUUAUGUCUUCUUCUUUAUAUGACCCACUCCGAAAUGAAAAUCACCUACCCCCAAACUUAACGGAUCUUUCCUAUGACGGGGUUGAUAAUAAUGAGCUUACCCAAAACGAGUUGAUAGCUUCAAAUCUAGUAACCAUGUACCGUCAAAUGGUGUCCAACGCCAAGAACCCACCAUUGUUUUUUGGUAAAUCAUAUCGAGCAGGUGACGAGGAACCAAGAGGAGCAGGGACAAUCGAGAUUAGUCCACACAAUACAGUUCAUAGAUGGACAGGUGAUCCAACCCAACCUAAUGGAGAGGAUAUGGGUGCUUUCUAUUCUGCAGCCAGAGACCCAAUCUUCUUUGCCCACCAUGCAAACAUUGACAGGUUGUGGACCAUAUGGAAAACACUAGGGGGUAAGAGGAAGGACAUUCAAGAUCCAGACUGGUUGAAUGUUUCAUUCCUUUUCUACGAUGAAAAUGCCCAACCAAUACGUAUUAGGGUUCGAGAUUGCUUGGAUCCUAAGAAACUCGGGUACGUGUACCAAGAUGUUGAUACCCCCUGGCUUAAUUACAAGCCUACUCCAUCUAAGAUUAAGCCUGGUAAAAAAACACAAGAUUCCACCUUCUCGUUUCCUAGAAGAUUAGACGAUACAACUAUACGAACACGAGUGGCAAGGCCACAAAGGUCCAGGAGCAAGAAGCAGAAAGAAGAUGAAGAAGAGGUGUUAACGAUUGACUUAGAGCUCUUGCGAAUGGAUACUUAUAUCAAGUUUGAUGUAUACAUAAAUGAAGAAGACGAUUAUCCAAGGAGUAUCAGUCGUAUGAACACUGAGUAUGCAGGAUGUUUUGUGAGUUUGCCAAACCGCAAAACUAGUAAUAAAAAGACUAGCUUCACGGUUAGUCUUACAGAUUUAAUUGAUGAUCAAGGAGUAGAUGACGAUGACAGCAUCGAGGUGAGUGUGGUACCUAUAUCAGGAUCAGAUGCACUUGUCAUCACCGGUAUGAACAUCGAAUUCAUUUCUUAAUCAUACUAGUUUCUAUAUCUUCUUAAUUACCAUGUACGCUAUAAUCCCCAAAGAGAGUACGUACACUGGUGUGUGAUAUUUGCUUAUAUCUCGUUCUCGGGUGCACCGUACCAAUUAAUCGAGAGUGUUUUUUCUUUUUCUUUUUCUUUUUCUUUUUUAUUAGUUGUACUAAAAGGCUCUUGGGUUUAUACUCGAGUACUCCAUGCGUAAGGGAGGCGCACAUAUUUGUUUGGUUCCGUCGUAAUUCGAUACUUAUUGUUUUUUUUUUUUAAUUUGGAUCUGUAAUAAUUCAAUCAACAUAUUCAGAUUAUGUAACACUUCAAGUAUAAGACGCAUUGUUAUAUAUUAUCUCCGUUUCAAAUUUAUUUUUAAUCACACUUGUCUUUUUAAUCCGUUUCAUAAUAUUCUUUACAUUGUGUUUUAUAUUACUUUUGGACACGAACAUGUACCAUUUUACCCCUCUUACCUCCAAUAAUUUACCACAUUUUUAUACUAUUUCUUUUACUUUAUAAAUAUGUUACUA